AUGAGUGCAAACUCGCCUCGCAACGGUAAAGAAAGCGAGGAUAAAGCAGAUACCGACCUUGGGAAAGGCAGAGAGAUGGCCGUAUUCGUUAUCACCAUGCUCAUGGAUCCUGUCAAGGACAUCCAGCAAGGUAAUAAUGGAGGCACUCCAGAUCCUGACUACUUGGAAGAAGGACUGAUGCCAAGAGCAUUCCUUGGAACUGCUUUCAGUGCUGUUGUCGGUUCAUCGUUCUCGAAGACCAUUUGCGAGAACUUGAAGAAUGAAGGCGAAGGCAAGUCUCCGAAGCUACCGGAGAGGCGGUACCUGGACGAUUUUCGAGAUUCUGCCAGGAAUCAAGGCAUUCUGGUUGGUAUGCCAGGUAUGCUCCUAGAGUCAGUAUUGAAGACAACAGUUCUCAAUUCGGCGCGGCGCUUCCGCGUCGCACAACAGAUCCGCGACUCGUUCUACCUAGUCGAACGGCGCGGGGCGCUCAGCUCCGAAGGUUCCACUAUUCUCAAGGUCAGAGCUGUGGAAGGGUACGACAUCUUCAACGAUAUCGCGCUUGCCGAUCCAGCAACGUUUGUCGGUCAUUUAUCAGCAUUCAUUGACACCGCUGCGGAGAUUCCGAAGCUGACCAAUGUUGUGGAGUACCUGCGUCCUGAAAUGGAUAUGUUGAAUUGGCAGAUCAGCCAACGAAUCGAGGAGCAAAGGUUCAGAGACACCGGGCUUACCUCCCGCCAGCCCUCCUGA
Molecule: messenger RNA, 729 nt
Organism: Boeremia exigua
Lineage: Eukaryota; Fungi; Ascomycota; Dothideomycetes; Pleosporales; Didymellaceae
Exons: 3
Coding region: 1-729 (242 amino acids)
Source: RefSeq, a predicted model, not a curated record